ACAUUUCAUCACGCGUCCCUGUCUACAAAGUUAAAAACAUGCGCUGUAUGUAAAAAUACAUUGUACAAUAUCACACUUUACUUUUACUUUUAGCGCACCGGAGGUCAAACUGCCUAUGACCUAUGUAUCGUAUUUAAAUAGUUUUCGCGACGAUCAAUCCAGCAGAGAGUGAAAGAAUCGUGUUUAAGAAAUAUGAGCGACGACGAGAGUGUUACCUUACGCCUUAAAACUUGCAAACAAACAACAUCAGCGAGUUUGCAAGCAAAGCUAGAUCUAUUGUCCGAUCUGGCUAGCAGGGAUGAUCGCUUAGAGUUUGUGAACCAAUUUGUGCCCUUGGAUUUAUCGCAAGCGGAUAAGAAAGCCUAUGUCGAAGAUCUAACGAGUGCCGAAGAAGCAGAGGGUCAGUGGGGCAACUUGAAGGCUGAGAUAAUGGCGUUGAAGGCAGGCCAAGGUGUGGUCAAGAUUGAGGGGGAUCAGGAAAGCGAGGCUGUGUUUUACUUCAGACAUCCUCUGCUGGAGAAGUGCGACCGGGAAGUAGCCUUCGUCUGCAAAGGAGACGAGUGGCGAGCAGAGGGUUAGAUUCGUUUAUGAGUCAAAUGUAUUAGUAUGUGUAUGUAUAUGUAUGUAUGUAUGUAUAUGUAUAUAUAUCGGGGGUGAGGGCCUGUUUGUGCUGAUAUUUCGGCUGCACCAAGCCCUUGGACUCAGAACUAUACCACUGCUGCAUAAUUAUUGAGUGGUACUUCACUCUUCGAUCGGCUCGGUCGUCAUUUACUACUAGGGUAUUGAUUGGAAAGCGAUAGUUGUAGCUCAUCGGUAUAUACAGUAGGAUGACAUCUGUUGGGCCUUUCUAUUUAGAUCGAGGCUUUAUUUGCGGUUCGUGUAUGUUCGUGUUGAGUUGUGUACACAGAGCAACGCUUUGGUACCUUCACGCAGCGGCAUACCACCCCAACGUAUACUCGGGUACCAGCGAACAACGAAAAUUAGUAGACGGAUGAAAUCCACCGAAAUCGACAAGUUACAGAUCGACCCCAAUCACUAUCCAAAAUACAAUACUUCCAAGUCGACCACAGAUGGAUUUUUACUUGAAAUCAUAGUUCACACCAUGCUCUAAGUGACUGCUGCUAUCUAUCGAAUUUAUAUGUAUCAUUGCAGGUUCGCACAGCAGAACCAAUUAAUUAUUAAUAAAAUAAUUUACGUGUCCA
Sphaeroforma arctica JP610 is the source of this 1202-nucleotide messenger RNA. RefSeq lists its product as hypothetical. The record is from RefSeq and is a predicted model, not a curated record. Bases 193 to 579 code for a protein of 128 amino acids. NCBI's taxonomy places the organism in Eukaryota, Ichthyosporea, Ichthyophonida. The transcript has a single exon.